AUGACAGACGAGUUCGACGCGGAGCUGGACUACAUCGCAAACUACGAAAUGCUGACGAACGUCCUACCCGAUGUCGACGACGAGACCACUACUCCUACCGGUGGAUCUGAGAGAACUCUUUCGGGUUGUGACGAGAAUUUUAGCUUCGAUUUUGCGACGACUGAGGCUCAAGACCUAUUUGAUACCAGCACCGGACCUCGUCUUGACUCGAACAAGUCCGUUGCAAAGACGAACACGAUCUCAUCCCAGUUGCGCUCUAUGAAGAGGCGGGCACCACAACCGCGCCGCGUAUCCCGAAGGAAGGUGAUCGCAGAGCUACGAAUCGAGGUAGAUGAACUGUCCCGGACCCAGAAGGAGCUCAAGACAUCGCAUUUGAGCCCAAUUUCUCAGGAUUUACAGUCGCCUACUGGGCAGCACCGACUGAUGCGGCACGUUCAGGAGAAACUCUGGAAAGGGAUCGCCUCCAGACAGCUCACUCUGCGUCAAAAAGCUGAAAAGGAAAACGCAACACUUAGUCGUCUUCUACGAGAGCAAGCUAAGGAGCGGGAGAACAUCAAACGCUUAUUCAAGCAUCGGUGUAACGACGAGAUGUUGGAACGAGUUCCUUUCUCCAAGCGGUCGACUCUUUGUGUGCCUAACCCACUUAGCUCCGGUGACAAGACGUUCAUGAAACUAUUAUCAGAGACGGAUUGCAUGCGUCAAGAUAUUGCGGCGAUAGUCAACAAAGCAGAGAUGGACCAGAUUUUCAGCCCAGGACGGACGAGGAAAAUCCGCUCCGACGUAGUCACCGGGACAUUCAUCGAAUUCAAGGACAGAAACCGUGUAGCAUUUGGCCUUUCAUCGACUGAGAGGGCUAUGUGGAAGGCUUUAAACGCUCCUAAAGAUCAGAUGGGGACCACGUCGGCGCCAAGAAUAUCCACAACUCCGGUGACAUCGCGACUAGCAAUGUGGGAUACACUUGCUUAG
Molecule: messenger RNA, 966 nt
Organism: Phytophthora sojae
Lineage: Eukaryota; Oomycota; Peronosporomycetes; Peronosporales; Peronosporaceae
Exons: 3
Coding region: 1-966 (321 amino acids)
Source: RefSeq, a predicted model, not a curated record